AUGGCCAUUCAAGCUAAGAUGUCUACGCCUAGGAGCAACAAAGGCUACAACAAUGCCAGAGGUGCUUUAACUGCAAGAAAGCGUCCGGCUGGCGGCAAUAAUGAGACUAGCAAAAAGUCAUUUGUAGACCAGAAGCUGGCCAAGAAGCAGCGCAAGAUGCAACGUCCGCAUUAUGAGAUGGUCACGCGUGCCAAGCAGAUCUGGAACGUCAUCCGCGAACGUGAUGUAGAUAAGGACAAGCGUGCUACACUUGUUAAUGAGCUAUUUACUUUGGUCAAGGGUAAAAUUUACGAUGUGGCUGCCAAGCACGAUGCUUCACGCGUUAUCCAAUCGCUCAUGCAGCACGGCAAGCCUGCACACCGUUCGCAGAUUGUGCUUGAGAUGAAGGAACAUCUAAUUGAAGUGGCUAAAAUGCAAUACGGGUGUUUUCUUGUACAGAAAAUGAUCCGUUAUGGUAGCAUAGCCGAUCGUGCCACCAUUGUCAAAUGUCUUAUUGGCCACGUCGUGCAAGUUGGCACACACAACAUCGCUGCCAAUGUGCUUGAAUAUGCGCAGGAGUAUUUAAACCCAUCUCAGCUUACAACACUGAAGCUUGAGUUUUACGGACGUGAAUUUGCUUAUUUUCAGACGGAAAGUAAGCGCAACUUGACAGACAUUAUAGCUGCACACCCAGACAAGAAGGCUGACGUGCUCAAGCAUCUUGGUGCUAUCUUAAACCGGAUGGUGGACAAGCAGCUUCUCGGUCUAGCUUUUGUGCAGUCACUGCUGUGGGAAUAUAUGUGCAAUGCAGAGCAUAACGAUGUCAUGCAGAUGGUGGCUAAUGUGCGUGAUGCCUCGCUGGCGCUUCUCGCCACACGAAAUGGAGCUCGUGUAGUGAACAAAUGCGUAUCGCUCGGUGCAGCUAAAGAUCGGAAGCGCAUCAUUAAGUCUUUAAAAGACAAGGUGCUUGAGGCCUGCAAUCACCCAAGUGGCUAUCUCGUUAUUAUGCGUAUCUUGGACGUUGUAGAUGAUUCCAUCCUUGUUCAAAAGUCUAUUCUGGCAGAAAUAAAUGACGAGCUCUUGUCAAUUGCGCUGCAUCCAAGCGGACGCAAGAUUUUGCUUCAGCUGCUCAGUCCAUUAAACAAUAAGUAUCUUUCGGCAGAUGACUUUAAGCUGCUGGAACCGCCUAUGCUUCCAUCGCCUGAAGACCCAACCGUGAACGUGGUCAACUACAAGAAAGAUCCAGAUGCUCGGCGCGAGGAGUUGCUGCUCGGUCUGCUGCCCAAGUUGGUAGACAUGUGCGCUAAAAAUGUGGAGGUUUUGAUGCGAUCGAAGGAGGGCCGGGAUGUGAUUGUUGAGGUAGCCAAGCGAUGCGACAGUUUGGAGCUGUUGGAUAGCAUUUCCUCUACUGUAAUGACACAACGCACUGACGAAGAAAAAGAUCUUCUUUACAACGAUGCCAUUGGACACUACGCAUUGCGCCGUCUUAUUAAGGAAACGGCACUCGCAGAACCUCUGCUUGUAGCUGUUGAAAAGCAGCUAUCGCAAUGGGCAAUCAGCAACCGUGGCUCUUUUGUGGUCCUUGCAUUUCUGGAGGCUGAAAAUUCCCCACAGAAUACAAUGGAAGUGGUAAAGAGAGCCCUCAAGCCUGUGAUGAAAGAUUUAAGGAAAUUAGUCGACACGCAGAAAGGCACAAUGUUACUUCUUGAGAAACUUCAAUAG
Plasmopara halstedii is the source of this 1701-nucleotide messenger RNA. Its product is annotated as peptidase. The transcript has a single exon. Bases 1 to 1701 code for a protein of 566 amino acids. The record is from RefSeq and is a predicted model, not a curated record. Gene Ontology annotation, biological process: regulation of translation. Lineage: Eukaryota; Oomycota; Peronosporomycetes; Peronosporales; Peronosporaceae. Gene Ontology annotation, molecular function: mRNA binding. Gene Ontology annotation, cellular component: nucleolus.